ACCACCACACUACUCUUCUUUCUCCCUCAAUUCCUCCACUCUAGUUUCGUUCUAAGUAUGCCCUGUGGUUGCGGCUAAGUCUGAUCUUCGACAUCAUAAAGAAUUCCUAGUGUUAUAUCCUAAAGCCCUCCCCUCUUUUCCGUCGAACCACUGUCUGGCUUCCGCCAAAAAAUGGACGAAGAGGCUCUUCGGGUACGUUCUUGGUAAUCCUUUUGUGAUUUAUUUUUUUGUAAUCGAAACAAUCUGAUUUCUUUCAAAUUAUUUUAUAGUUGGUGCUGAGAUAUAUGAUCCUCGAUCGUAUAUCCAUUAUGGGGCCAAGAGAUACGAAGUAUUUAUCAGAGCAAGAAACACAACGCUCGCGUGCAAUUUGGCACAACAAUCCGGUAAACACUACGUACCUUAUAAUUUUUUAAUUAUUUCAUUAUUUUAAAAGAUUUUAUUUUGCUUUCCUUUGACUAACAACUUGGUGUUUUUUGUAUUUUUUAUGUAGGAAUAACUUUUUUUGUCAUUCAUUAAGGGACCACAAACUUGCACGCUUGGCAUGAUCGACUCUCGACGUAUCUAGAGAGGACGAGGUUGGGUAUGGUGAGGCAUUUCAUGCGGAUUGAGAUCGACAACGAUCUGCUGACGACAAUGGCAGAGCGAUGGCGCCCCGAAACCCAUACGUUCUACUUUCCGGAGCAGGAAAUGACGAUCACCCUCAAAGACGUUGCCAUCCUCACCAGGCUGCCGAUCACGGGAGAUGCCAUCAUCGGUCACUCGAUCAAACCCGAAGCUGGCUGGGGGCUGCUGAUUUUUGAAUGUUUGGGCUUCGACAUGCCGACCACCACUCCAGUCCAAGAACGGGGGCAUCCACCAUUGAAUGCAGGACAAGUAUCGAUCCCAUGGCUCGUUGCUCACAUCCAAGAUAAGGUUGAAAUCGGGCCAAAAACUCCAGAAGAUCAAGUGGAGCUGUAUGCACGCAUCUACCUCAUUGGCUUGGUUGGUGGAUUUAUGUUCCCCGACAAGGCAAACAGGUGGAUUCAAGGACGGUGGUUGCCAUUGCUACUCGAUGACUGGGACGCGAUCAAGACAAAGAGCUGAGGGGUCGACCGUGUUAGCUGGGGUAUAUAGGGAGCUGUGUACUUGCUUGAAGGUGGGAGCGAAACAAGCUGGUGGUGCGAUAUUCAUCCUCUAGCUCUAGGCAUGGGAGCAUCUUCCAAUGUUCGCAUCUCAAGACCUGCGUCCAUUCUGGAGACAAAAUGAGGAGCUACGAAAUGUGCCAACUGCCCCCUAUGGUGUCAAGUAAAUUUAAUUUAGAUUU
Messenger RNA from Linum trigynum, 1303 nucleotides. NCBI's taxonomy places the organism in Eukaryota, Viridiplantae, Streptophyta, Magnoliopsida, Malpighiales, Linaceae. The record is from the annotation of a GenBank genome assembly.